Messenger RNA from Pollicipes pollicipes, 861 nucleotides. Its product is annotated as trypsin-1-like. The coding region runs from base 1 to 861 and encodes 286 amino acids. Gene Ontology annotation, biological process: proteolysis. The record is from RefSeq and is a predicted model, not a curated record. Gene Ontology annotation, molecular function: serine-type endopeptidase activity. The transcript has a single exon. NCBI's taxonomy places the organism in Eukaryota, Metazoa, Arthropoda, Thecostraca, Pollicipedomorpha, Pollicipedidae.
AUGACCGUCGACUGGCACUCGGACUACUCGGUGGUGAGGAGCGGCUUCCUCUGCCAACUGGAGGUGACUGAAACACAGGUUACCACUACGGCUGCUCCUUCAGGUUCCUGCUGUUGCGGAGUUCCGAACCGCUCCUCCCGCAUCGUCGGCGGCGUGGAGACCGAGGUGCGUGAGUAUCCUUGGCAGGCGGGCCUGGUCAGCGCCGGCGGCACCCGCACCUGGUGCGGCGGCAGUGUCCUCAACAACCGCUACGUGAUGACGGCGGCCCACUGCACGUCCGGAUCGUCACCCAGCCAGAUCGAGGUGCUUCUCAAGGAGCAUCGCAUCAGCAACAGCGAUGGUGAGAUUCGCGCCAGUGUGCAGCAGAUCAUCAACCACCCGAGCUACUCGUCCGCGUCCGGCUCCGGCUACGACUUCUCGCUGCUGAAGCUGACCAACCCCAUCACUUUCCCAAGUGACAACUCGCUGGCGCCAGUGUGCCUGCCCACCGCCGGUAACGACUUUGUCGGCGCCGACGCAAUCGUCACCGGCUGGGGUACCACCAGCUCGGGUGGCUCACAGGCCACCACUCUGAGGGAGGUCACCGUGCCCGUCAUCUCCAACACCGCCUGCAGGUCGUCAUACAGCAGCAUCAACCCGUCCAUGAUCUGUGCCGGUCUCAGUGAGGGCGGCAAGGACUCGUGCCAGGGCGACAGCGGUGGCCCGAUGGUCAGCCUCGAGUCCGACCGCUACUCCCUCAUCGGCGUCGUCUCGUGGGGUCGGGGAUGUGCUCUGCCCGGCUACCCGGGCGUCUACGCCCGAGUCACCGAGGUGCUGUCCUGGAUCCAGACCAACACCGCUGACGGCACCUACUGCUCUUAG